Messenger RNA from Darwinula stevensoni, 6063 nucleotides. The record is from the annotation of a GenBank genome assembly. Lineage: Eukaryota; Metazoa; Arthropoda; Ostracoda; Podocopida; Darwinulidae.
AUGAAUUGUACCGUCUUGUCCACCACCUCUUCCUCCAUCGUUGCGCUAGCCACCAAUUCCGCGCUGGGGUCUCGACGGUGCCAAGUGGAAGAGGACUUCCGCUGCAGGAACGGGCGGUGUUUGGACCCGAAAUUCGUCUGCGAUGGGAACGAUGACUGUGGGGAUUGGUCGGACGAGAUGUCUGAUAAGUGUCAUGAUGUCAGGUGGAAUUGUUUCAAGAAUACGUUUCAGUGUUCGCCUGGAAUUUGCAUCCCUCAGGUGAGUUUUUUGAGCGACCUGUUCCCUGGGGAGGGUUGUUGCAAAAGUGUAUGGAGUGGUCUACCUCGUAAAGUGUGCGACAAACUGAAGGACUGUCCUGAUGGUUCUGAUGAAGGCAGCCUUUGCGGUCGAUCCAAAUGCGAGAACGGAACGGGCUCGCACUUCUGCUUUCCUUCUCCCGAGGGCCCCAAGUGCUCCUGCCAUUCGUGGUACAAGCUUACCAACCAGACCAUCUGCGUCAACGGUGAAGAGUCUAAUUGCCCGUUUCUAUGCGACGGAGGAGUGUGCUUGGACGUCGGAAAACUGUGCGACGGUCGAUUGGACUGUCCGCAGGGCGACGACGAAUUGAACUGCACCGUCUUGUCCACCACCCCAUCCUCCAUCGUUGCGCUGACCACCAAUUCUGCGUUGGGGUCUCGGCGUUGCCGGUUGGAGGAGGACUUCCGCUGCAGGAACGGGCGGUGCUUGGAUCUGAAGUUUGUCUGCGACGGGAACGAUGACUGUGGAGAUUGGUCGGACGAGAUGUCUGAUAAGUGUCAUAACGUUAGGCGGAAUUGUUCCAAGAAUACGUUUCAGUGUUCGCCUGGAAUUUGCAUCCCUCAGGCAUGGGUUUGCGAUCACAAUAUGGACUGUCCCGGCAUGGAAGACGAGCGGAAUUGUCCCUGCGAGGAGUUCAAAUGCCGUUCGGGUCGAUGCAUUCCGAAAGGAUGGCGCUGUGAUAAUGAGGUGGACUGCCCGGAUGGUUCAGAUGAACUCAACUGCCAUGAAAUGGAGGUUGAACAAAAACAGUGCGACUUCGCGUGUAAGCUGGGCCAAAAGUGUGUGGAGAGAUCUAAAGUGUGCGACAUACUGAAGGACUGUCCUGAUGGUUCUGACGAAGGCGGCCUAUGCAGUCGAUCCAAAUGCGAGAACGGAACGUGCUCGCACUUCUGCUUUCCUUCUCCCGAGGGCCCCAAGUGCUCCUGCCAGCUGGGGUACAAGCUCACCAACCAGACUGCCUGCGUCGACGUUAACGAGUGCGAGCAAGCAGGGUGGUGCAGCCAUGUCUGCAUCAACACUGCGGGGUCCUUCAAGUGCGAGUGCCACCUUGGGUAUUCCCUGGACUCAAAGGACAGGAAGACUUGCCGUGCCACGGGACUCCUCGUUCUUCAUUUGCAGAUCGUGGAUGUGUCAUACGACGGAGUGGACGGGAUGGUGUAUUACUCGGACGCGACUGUGGGAGCAGGCGCUGUGUACAAGCUCCCGUUGAAGCGGAAUGCCGUCCCCCAACUCAUCGCCUCUGACCUCUCCGUCCCGGAGGGAAUCGCGGUCGACCACGCCGGAAGGAACAUCUACAUCGUCGACUCGAUGGACACGGACUCUCAAUCCAAGUCCAGGUCGAUGCCGAGGAUCUUGGUCUGCACCCUGGACGGCUCCGCCUGCCAUGUCCUCCUCAACGGGGGCAUGGAGAAGCCCCGGGACAUAGCUCUCCAUCCUGAAGAAAGGAUGAUGUUCUGGAGUGACUGGGGUGAAAAGAAGUCUGGGAUCUACCAUAGCGGGAUGGAUGGUACGGAAGUGAAAGCCUUUGUGUCCAAGAACAUCGUAUGGCCGAAUGGUCUUGCGGUGGACAGGCUCCUUAGGCUUCUCUAUUGGGCGGAUGCGAAGCUGGGUCGCAUCGAGGUCGUACACAUGGACGGCACCAACCGGGAGAUCAUCGUAGCCGAGAAGCAGAUGCACCCUUACAGUCUGGGAGUGUUCGAGGAUACGUUGUUCUGGUCCGAUUGGAGGAUGAAAGAGAUCCAGACGGCCAAUAAGUUCACGGGGAAGAAGCGGGCGACUCUGAUCAAGGAUCAAAGCGGACAUCCGAUGGGUGUGCACGUCUUCCAUCCGGUGUUGCAGAAGCCAGUAAGCAAGAAUGCGUGCUGGGAUGCAGACUGUGCUGGGAUCUGCUUGCCCAGUCUCCGUGGAACAUAUCGCUGUGUGUGCCCUGAGGGGACCUUUUUGGCUUCGGAUGGCAAAACUUGCAUCGAGGAAGAAAAUCAAUUGGUGCUGUCCGUGGACACGGGACUACUCACGCUGACGCCGCGCGAGAUCGGCCGGGACGUCGUCAGCCAUCUGCCCUUCUCCUUCUCGCGGGUCGGGGCUGUGGAUUAUGAUCCUGUGACUCGUUCCCUGUUUGUGGGCGAUGUCGUCAAGGAUAAGCUUUACCGAGUCAACUUGCAAGAGCAAAAAAUGGAUGAACUGGUGACGAACCAUUUGGGUAGUGUGGAAUCCUUGCAAGUGGAUCCACUGGGAGGCAAUUUGUACUGGGUGGAUGCCGAGCACGGGACUUUGGAAGCGAUGAACCUCGCCAAAGGUUCCGAGUCGAGAACAAUGCUUGCCCAAGAUCUUGAGUCACCCCUUGCCCUUGCUCUUCUUCCUACUUCUGGGUUUUUGUAUGUGGCCCACGGAGGGUCAAACGGACGCGGACACAUCGAUCGCUUCACCAUGGAUGGCCAAAUCCAUCAGCAUCUGGUGGAGAAGGGCAUUUCAUACCCAGUGGCCCUAAUCAUCGACUACGAUCUCCACCGGAUCUUUUGGGCGGACAAAGAGGAAGGAAGCAUCGAGAGCACGCUCUGGGAUGGAAGUGACCGUCGGCGGUUCAAGAGUUUCCUCAGUCGACCCUAUGCGCUGGCGUUCCUGGGUCAUAACCUGUACUGGUCUGAUUUGCACAGUGGGGACUUGCAUUGGGCUUCAAAGUACUCUGGGAUUUCCCUCAAGGAUAGCAGCACCAAGACCCUCAUGCUUCUUCCUGCUAAGGCUGAAGUUCCAACCAUGAUCAAAUUGACUGUAAUCUCAAAGAAAAUCCCAGGAGAAAGUUUCUUCAAUGUGAAAGGUCAGGGACACCCCUGCCAGGAAGGGAAUGGUGGCUGCAGUCAUCUGUGUGUUCCCCUCCCAUCUCGCAACAAGACCUGCAUGUGCCCAGCAGGUCUUCGCUUGGGUCCAAAUCGUCGUUCUUGCAUUCAAGAAGUGAAUUGCGGGAGCGGGGAUUUUCAAUGUCACGACGGACGAUGCAUUCCGUCCUCGUGGCACUGUGAUGGCAAUGCAGACUGCCUCGGGGAAGAGGAUGAGAAAAAUUGUGCCAAGCCCAAGAAUUCACUCUGUUCUGAAGACCAUGGCUUCCACAAACAAUGUGCUAAUGGUUGGAGCUCUUGUUUUCAUUGUCCUUCCAUUGUCACGUUUUGUGACUGCGUGCCCCAAAUAUGGUGGUGUGAUGGAGAUAAGGAUUGCAGCGAUGGUUCGGACGAGGCUGCAUGUCCUCCGCAUGAAUGUCGGGCUAUGCAAUUCAAAUGCAAGGACAGCAAGUGCAUUCCAGCGCGAUGGCGAUGUGACGGCGCGAAAGACUGUAGUGAUGGGUUCGAUGAAGAGGAUUGUCAUCUUGUCCAAUGCCCUGCUGGGGAAUGGAGAUGUGGGAACGGUCAAUGCAUUGGAGAAACCUGGAAAUGCGAUGGAUCAAGCGAUUGCCUGGACGGAUCUGACGAGAAGAACUGCAGUCUCAAAUGCGCUGCUAAUGAGUGGGCAUGUGUGGUCGAGCACCUGUGUCUGGCGAAAGAUCUCCUCUGUGAUGGCAAGGCAGACUGUAGUGACGGAGGCGAUGAGGUUGUAGAGGGAUGCAGUGCCGUGAAAGUGAAAGAUGAUAAUGGGUGUCCCCAGUCGACUCUCUCGUGUUUGACCUCUAAGGGAGACGAGUGCUUGCCCCUGAGUGCCAGGUGCAAUGGAUCUGUGGAAUGUGUGAAUGCAGUGGAUGAGCUGGGAUGCUGUCAGUCACAAGAGUUCCUCUGUGAUGAUGGUCGGCGGUGCGUCCAUACUACAUGGCUUUGCGAUGGUCAAAGAGACUGUGAAGAUGGCUCUGAUGAAGCCCAGGAAACCUGCAAGGGGAAAGCAAUAGCCAUAACAAACUUUAAACCCAAUGCCUUAUUCCUAGGGAAAUGUGAGGAAGGGGAAUACCCCUGCCUAAAUGGAGGUUGCAUCAAUCAAACUCAACUAUGCGAUGGGCAUGCAGACUGCAUUGAUGCCUCAGAUGAGGGUGGUGCCUGCAAAACAAGUUGCAAUGAGGGGAACCACCAUUGUACUCAGACCUGUCAGCCAACUCCUCGUGGCGCAAUAUGUGGCUGCAAAGCAGGCUAUCAUCUUCUAGUGGAUGGAGCAACUUGUGAUGACAUCGAUGAGUGCACUGGUGCCCUGGGGCCGACUGAUGCUCCCUGCAUGCAAAAGUGCAUCAACACAAAAGGCAGCUUUAAAUGCGAAUGUAUGCCUGGCUACAAACUGACAGUUGAUGGGAAAACUUGCAAGGUGGAGGCAGAAAGGACACAGUUACUAAUUUCAGCAUCAGGAAAAAUUCAGUCUCUGCAGUUGGGUGGAAAAGUCCAGACCCUCGAAUCCUUUCCAAUCCAUAGUGCUCAUGCUAACAUCACAUCCCUGGACGUUGACGUCCAAAAUCACCGCAUCUUCUGGACAGAUGGAGUGGAUGGCACAGUGAUGAGCAUGAGAAAGGAAGAGGGGGAUGUCAAAGUCCAUGUGCAGGGUAUCACGCGUCCUUCUCAUCUUGCAUACGAUUGGAUUUCAAACAACUUUUACUUAACAGAACGGACUUUGGCAAAUCACUACAACAUUAUGGUCUGUACAAAUAAAGAGGUUGCAGGUACUGAGAAGUGUCAUACCCUCAUGAAGCUUAGCAGCUUGUAUGUAGGGGCAUUGCUGGUGGAUCCAUUGAAAGGUUGGUCAGCUGGUCGUGGGAUGAUGUCACCCUGGGGCUCUGUGAAGCGCAGCAAUCUUGAUGGAAGCAAUACAGCUUAUGUGGCAGGAGAGAACGUGAAGCAACCCAUGGGACUGGCAUUGGAUCCAACUGGAGAAUGGCUUUUUUGGGCUGAUGCAUCCAAGGGCAGCAUUGACUAUACUUUGUCUGAUGGCACCCGUCCAGUCAGAUCCCUCUCACUCCGGAAGAUGGAUGUGCCAUUACAGCUGGCUUUGUGGGAGGAUGUGAUUAUGUGGACGGAUGCAAAGUCCUCUGUGCUCAACUUAUGCCACGUCAAGGAAGAGGUAUCAGAGUGGCUUGCCUAUCUCUACCUCAAGCACUAUCAUGGAGUAAACAUCAAGCUCCCAGCUUUAUCAGAGAGAUGGCCCAAAGAUUGGCCUGGGAAAGGACUUGGACGUGCCUGGUGGUCUCGUGGGAAGGGACUGUUGAACCAUGAUGUGCUGGCUGAGACUCAUGCCCAUGAGGUUGAUGGGAAGUCCCUGCCCCACACAAACAAGGGAAGCCCACCUAUAUACAGGUGCUCCUCAUUCCCAGCUAUGGAUGGUCACGACUCACUUGGAGCUAAUCUCAAACUCAAAACUUCUGACUUCAAGUACACUGGACUGCCAGAUUCUGGAUUCCUUGGAUCAAGCCCAGAAGAUGCUGAGCGGCAGGAGUGGUAUGAAGUGAAACCUGAAUGAGAAUCUGAGUUUUCUUUAGAACAAGAUUCUCUACCGGCUGUGAUGCUUCAAGAACUUUCUUCCUGUUGAUGGCAGAUUUCAAUGGGGCACCAGUGGUGCCUGAUUUGUUGUUGUCCUUUUUAUGUUUGUGUUCAAAUUUUAUACUCAAGUUUUAUAGAAUUUCAAAUGAAGUAUAUUGAGGGAUGGAAAAGAUGCUCCUUUUAGUUCUGAGUAAAAAAAAAAACUUUUUUCCAACAGUUUCAUUCUAUGCUACCUAGAAAAGACUACCUCUAGGAAACUUCAACCCUUAACCCCAGCAAAGUAACUGCAAACAGAUAAUUGCAAAAAUCAUAGGAGAUGGCAAUGUUUGGG